AUGUUUGCCCGAAAAAUUUAUAAACUAAACAGAACGGAUAAUGAUUUUAUUUGGAUACACGACUAUCAUUUAUUAUUUGUUGGAAGGUAUUUACGAAAGAUGGAAAAUGAGGAACAGGAUAAUGUGAAACCUAUGAAAUUAGGCUUCUUUUUACACACACCUUUCGAAUUCCCAGCAAAUUUGGCAAAAAAAUUGACAGAAAAAGUGACAGAAGAAGUAUCAGAAGAAUCAUCUGACGAAUUGGAAGAAGAAGUGCCAGAAGAAGUAUCAGAAAAGUCAGAAGAAUUGCCCGUAGAAUUGUCAGAAGAAGUUAAAGCUAAUUUAGAAAAACUGACUAAAGAAAUAAUUAUUGGAAUCCUAAGUUUUGACAAAGUUGGAUUUCAAACAAAUAAAGAUCGCUAUAAUUUUAUAGAACUUGCACAAACGGUAUAUUUAAUAUUCUACUACCAAUUUAAUAUUCUACUAUACUUUUACUUAACAAAAUUGUGUCGUUGCUAG
This is a messenger RNA of Meloidogyne enterolobii, 498 nucleotides long. The record is from the annotation of a GenBank genome assembly. NCBI's taxonomy places the organism in Eukaryota, Metazoa, Nematoda, Chromadorea, Rhabditida, Meloidogynidae.